AUGACCACCAUCAAAGUUGCAGUCGUAGGAGCCAGCGGCGAGUCAGGCCGAUCCAUUGUGAAUGCCCUGUUGGAAUCAACAGAUCCCAAGUUUGAAGUGACGGCCUUGACUCGGCCCCAAUCAUUGAACAAACCAGUGAACGCUCAGUUACAGUCACGCGGUGUGAAGAUAGUUCCCGCAGACCUGCGUGGGCCUUCCGAAAAGCUCGUUGCAACUCUUACGGGUAUCGAUGUGGUCAUCUCCGCAAUCUUUUUCAACAGCCUCGAUGACGAGUAUCCUCUUGCCGAUGCUGCCAAGGCGGCUGGGGUCAAGCGGUUCGUCCAGUCUGCGUUGAUGAUUGUGAUCCCUCCAAGAGGUGUUGUAUCCUUCCGUGACAAGAAAGAGGAGAUUCUGAACUACAUCCAGAAGAUCUGUCUUCCGUACACAUACAUCGACGCAGGAUGGUGGCACCAAAUUAUGGUUCCUCGGCUCCCUUCAGGCCGCUUCGACCAUAUUGUCUCUUCUGCGCAUGGAGAUAUGCCUAUUGCGCUGGACGGCAACGUUCGCACUGCCCUGUCAGACCUUCGCGAUGUCGGGCGGUAUGUUGCAAGGAUUAUUGCCGACCCUCGCACGUUGAACAAGCGGGUGCACGUAUACAAUGAGGUGUAUACGCAGAACAAGGUCUAUGAAGUCGUCGAGCGACUGAGUGGAGAAAGGCUACCUCGCAAAUACAUCUCAGAUGCGGAGGCUCUUGCUCAGGUCAAGAACGCUCGGGAAGCGUACAAACAAAACCCAAAAGAUAUGCGUUCUCUAGGCGAAUGGACAAACGCUCAGCUGCUGUACUCUUGGGGUAUCCGAGGGGACAAUACACCCGAGUAUGCCCAAUUUCUGGGCUAUCUGAAUGGAAAGGAGCUGUAUCCGGAUUUUGAGUAUAUCACGUUUGAGGAUUAUGUCAAGGAGGCACUCGAAGGAAAGGUAAAGGGAGUGUAUCAAGGGUAG
Aspergillus pseudotamarii is the source of this 978-nucleotide messenger RNA. RefSeq names its product aromatic alcohol reductase. NCBI's taxonomy places the organism in Eukaryota, Fungi, Ascomycota, Eurotiomycetes, Eurotiales, Aspergillaceae. The transcript has 4 exons. Bases 1 to 978 code for a protein of 325 amino acids. Gene Ontology annotation, molecular function: oxidoreductase activity. The record is from RefSeq and is a predicted model, not a curated record.